UCAAUAGAAUAUCGUGUUUGUGCGAAAAUAAACAGUGUGUGUAUCACGGUGAACGUAUAUAUACAUUUAAUGCCUUUGAGAUUGUAAACAUGGUUAUGUACCCACGAUAAAGAAAUAGCGCCAGAACGAUAUAAUUUUUGUAUAUUUUUCAUCUCGCUCUGCAAAAUUGUCGAGUCGAAAGAGAUAACUAUCAGAAUAAAUAGACAACUAUCACGAGAACUAGAUUGUAACCGAGCAAAAUGUCAGGGCCAAUGGUGCUGUGUCAGCUAUGGAUGGGCGGUUUGGAGCCAUAUAUGACAGAGAGCUUCAUUAUGAAUGCGUUUCACAAAAUGAGCGAACAGCCGCAGACGGUAAAAGUUAUGCGGAAUCGGUAUACCGGCGAGCCCGCAGGAUAUUGUUUUGUACAUUUUCCAACUGACGAAAUGGCGCUCGAUGCCAUGCACAAGUUGAAUGGCAAGGUGAUACCUGGCUCAAAUCCUCCAGUAAGAUUCCGGUUAAAUCAUGCCAGUACUACAGGAAAACCUGCCGCCGAACGAGAAUUCAGUAUUUGGGUAGGCGAUCUGUCCACAGACGUAGACGAUUACUCCUUAUACAGGGCGUUUGCCGCAAAAUAUAACUCUAUAAGGACGGCUAAGGUUAUAUUAGACAGUUCUGGAUUUAGCAAGGGCUAUGGCUUUGUCAGAUUCGCAAACGAGGAGGAGCAAAAAAAUAGUCUGAUCACUAUGAAC
Molecule: messenger RNA, 728 nt
Organism: Temnothorax curvispinosus
Lineage: Eukaryota; Metazoa; Arthropoda; Insecta; Hymenoptera; Formicidae
Gene: Secp43
Product: tRNA selenocysteine 1-associated protein 1-like
Exons: 3
Molecular function (GO): RNA binding
Source: RefSeq, a predicted model, not a curated record